GGCGGGCGGCGGCGGCUGGAGCAGCGGCGCGGCAUGGGACGGAGCGCGGCGGCAGGCUUGAAACAACUUCUGGUGAUUCUGAGCCGAAAUUACUUGACCUAUGGGACAACUUGCUCAUAAGGAUACAGUAACUACAGAGAAAGCCACCUGAGUGUGCUAGCAAGUUAUGAAACAGUUUGUCUUCUCAAAUUUGUAAACAGAAAGGAUAUUCUCAGCCCCUUUUUUUUUGAAUGGGUGCUGCAGCUCCUCUGCUUCUGUAGUGGGACAGAGAACUCUUUUGAGUAGGGGAAGAAGCUGGAAAGCAGGUUGUGAACCAUGCCUUUGGUGAAAAGGAACAUUGAACCGCGGCAUCUCUGCCGAGGAGCUCUGCCAGAGGGAAUUACUAGUGAACUGGAAUGUGUAACAAAUAGCACCCUUGCUGCUAUCAUACGCCAGCUAAGCAGCUUGAGCAAACAUGCCGAAGACAUAUUUGGUGAGUUGUUUAAUGAGGCCAACAGCUUCUACAUCAGAGCAAAUUCUCUUCAAGACAGAAUCGAUCGCCUUGCUGUCAAAGUUACCCAGCUGGAUUCAACAGUAGAAGAGGUAUCGUUACAGGAUAUCAACAUGAAAAAAGCAUUCAAGAGCUCCACAAUUCAAGAUCAGCAGGUAGUUUCAAAGAACAGCAUUCCUAACCCAGUAGCUGAUAUUUAUAAUCAGAGUGACAAGCCACCACCUCUGAAUAUUCUUUCACCUUAUAGGGAUGAUAAGAAAGAUGGGUUGAAGUUCUAUACUGAUCCUUCCUAUUUUUUUGAUCUUUGGAAAGAAAAAAUGUUACAAGAUACUGAAGAUAAGCGAAAAGAAAAGAGGAGACAAAAGAGGGAGAAACACAAGCUGAAUCCAAACAGAAACCAGCAAAUUAAUGUGAGAAAAGUAAGAACAAGAAAAGAAGAGUGGGAGAGAAGGAAAAUGGGCAUUGAGUUCAUGAGUGACGCAAAGAAAAUGGAACAGGCAGGAAGCAUGAAAGAGGACAAAAUGCCCAAAGGGUCCCAUGCAUCUGAUGUUACAGAUUAUUCUUAUCCUGCUACUCCGAAUCAUUCCCUCCAUCAGCAGAUAGCAAUGCCUUCAUACGGAACAGGAGAUGGUCCACAGUACAUGGCAGCACCCCAAAGCCAUGAGCAUGAAUACAGACCACCUUCCACCACAGUACGACAUGCUACUUUAAACAGACCUCAGCAGCCACCUCCGCCUCCACCCCAGCCUUCAGAUGGCCAACAUAGCUCAGUACCUGUGGUACCAGCAGAAUAUGGGAUGCUUCCAGCUCAGAUGGUGGAUUAUUACAAUCCUACAGGUCCCCCCCCUCCUCCUCCUCCCCCUAUGAUUCCUUCAGCACAAACUGCGUUUGUUAGUCCCCUUCAGCUUCCCGUGCCACCUUCCCAUCCCGGACUGGUGACUGGCUCUCCGUACGCAGCUGCCCAUCAUCCUUCUCCUAGCGGUCUCGCCGUGACUGCCCCUCCACCCCCCGGGCCGCCGCCCCCGCCGCCGGGCCCCCCGGCCGCCGGCCCGCCCGUGUCCGUGUCCGUGUCCGCCUCGCCGCUGCACGCCGCGCCCGCCGCCGAGCCCAAGCGGCAGGAGCCCGGCCGCCCGCCCGGCAGCGACGCGCGGAGCGACCUGCUGGCGGCCAUCCGCAUGGGAAUUCAGCUGAAGAAGGUGCAGGAGCAACGGGAGCAAGAAGCCAAGCGAGAGCCUGUCGGCAACGACGUGGCCACCAUCCUGUCGCGCCGCAUUGCUGUGGAGUACAGCGACUCCGACGACGACUCCGAGUUCGACGAGAACGACUGGUCAGACUGAACCUGCUCCGAGCCCGGCGGCACGUUCCUCCCCUGUUUGGCUUCAGUGUAAAGCAGGACGCUGGACACGUGUUUGGGCUAGUGAUGGAAGUGCUGAGAUGGAAUUGGUAUUGCUCAGAACGCUGUAGCUUAGCAACUCUGGUACUAAUGAUGUGAUUAUGCUUAUGCAGAUCAGAAACUUGUCUUACUUUCAGUAUUUUACCGCAUAAGACUUAAGUGCCACUAAAUGUAGCAAAUCAUGUGCUGCCUGCAAAAUAUGCUGCAGUUGUUGCACUGUUACAGAACCAGCAUUUUGUUUUGCUUUCCUGAUCUUGAAGGGAUAAAAUAUAUUUUUUUGACUUUACAUCUUACACUUUUAGUUACAUGGGCUCCUUGGGGUACUUGUGAAUUGCUCUGGCUGUUAGUCUUUGAAGGCAGUCAACUCUAGGACUGAGUGAAGCGUUGAGUUCCAUAACUAUGACUUGUAGCUUUUUUGUUAGUUACUAACUAUGCCCAUCUCAGUGUAUUUUUAAUCACUCCUGGGCUUAGGGUUGGGUUUUUUUUUUUGUACAGAGUUGAUUUUCUAUAAUGUUUGUUUUUAGCUUAACAAAUGUAGCAGGUGAUGAAACGUACGCUUUGAAGAAUGAAUCCACACGAUCCCAAAGGCACGUUUUGUGGGCAGCUUGGCUAAGUUUGUGACAGUACCAGCUCUAGGCUGCUGGCUGCUUGUUGGGCAAAGUGCUGGAUGUGGGGGUCUCAGGUAGGUAGCAGAUGCACGUCCGUGUCACAAGUGAAGGUUAAAAUAGCUGUUAGAGCUCUUCGGUUUUCCCAUACACACCAACUAGCUGCAAAGCCUUCAGGAUGGACCCGAGAGAAGCCAUAUGGUUGUUGCAGCAUCGAAAUGUUACUUUGGUGUUCGUACAGAUCGGAACAGUCCAGGUCUAGCAAUCAGAUACAUUUCACAAGUAUUAAGCUGGUCUUUAUGCCUGUAGGUGUAAGUGUUUGUAAGUAAGUUUGGUUGUGGUUGAUUUGUACAUAUAUAGUCAUGACAGAUCAUGUUCUGCUCCCUGUAGCCCAUUUACUAGAAACUUGUAUUACUUUGAAUGUGGUUUUUUUCCCAGUACAUCCCAUCAAUAAAACAUUGGCAGUUAAAGCAGUUUUAUGGCUGUUUAGGUACUAUGCCAUGCAUACACACACUUGUUUUCUCCUUCCCAGCAACAGUUGCUGCCAUACAGUCUGCUUUGGCUGUCUCUGUCUUCUUUCAAAAGAAUUCCUUUUUUUCAUAGUAUUGAAACAGUUUUGGGUUUGGUUCUUUUUUCUCUCCUGGAUAGACAGUCAGGCUGCUGCUUUGCCUAACGAGGCUUUUAAAAAUGUAUUCAUAGCAGGGGAAGAGUUCUUUCCUUACCAGGUGACAGUUUUAAUCUUUGUAACUAAAGUCUCUGUAAUUCCAGGUUUAACAUUUGGUAAAGCUCCUUUUGUCCUGUGAGGCCCUGUCUGUUCUUAAAGUACAUCAAAUAAAGAGAAAUGGAAGGCAAUUUUCUAACCUGUGUUUACACAAGAAACAGUUUUAGUCCCGAGAAUGUAACAGUGUAAGAAGGCGAUUGCAUGCAAACAGUUGGCUACUGCAUUGCUGUUUAAUCUGCAUAUGAUCUUUCCACCUGUGGUGGCUGUCUUUAUGUGAGGCUGGUGACAUGCUGCCUUCAUGUUGAUGUUGGAAUUGAUCACAUCAAGUACAACCAAUCUCUGCACAAUGGUGAGCAACUACAGCUCUUGGAGACCAGUGGCAGCUUUGGCUUCAGCUGGAGCUACUUUUGCCUUAAAUGCAGAGCUGAAGUCUGCUUUGGCUUGUGCCCUGGAGUCUGCAGGCUGCUGUGUCCACCACAGGGGACAAUAUAUAGGCUGUAGCCUGAUGGUGGUUUUCAUCCCUCGCUGAGAGAGCGUUUGUGCUGCUUAGGGCGGGUGGGCAAGUGCAAGUGGGACAGCCCUGUCCAGGUGGGGAGAUUAUUCUCAGUGUUCUUUUAGCACACACUGAAGUGAAAUAUCUCAGCGGGAAAUUCUUUCCAAUCUACUGAAACUUCACAUGGCCGAAGAUAUAUUUUAGAAGCACAGAAGCUGGGUGUGUCUGAACCUUUGUAGUUUGUGGUAAUUUUAAAUAUCAAGCAUUAAGCAAGCCAUGGGUUGUGGCCAGUUAAGGUGGUGUGUAGAUUUUUCAGUCCUAGUAGCCAACCUGUUUUUCUCAACCUCCAACGUUGUUGUUUUCCUUUUGGUAUUUUUAUUAUUAAUAGAAUGUGACUUGACUUUAGUGAUGUAAACUAACAUUAUUC
Molecule: messenger RNA, 4129 nt
Organism: Colius striatus (speckled mousebird)
Lineage: Eukaryota; Metazoa; Chordata; Aves; Coliiformes; Coliidae
Gene: WASF3
Product: WASP family member 3
Exons: 12
Coding region: 316-1827 (503 amino acids)
Biological process (GO): actin cytoskeleton organization; positive regulation of Arp2/3 complex-mediated actin nucleation
Cellular component (GO): SCAR complex; cytoskeleton
Molecular function (GO): protein kinase A regulatory subunit binding; actin binding; Arp2/3 complex binding
Source: RefSeq, a predicted model, not a curated record